GAGGUGCAUGAUGUCAGCAUUUUGGAUAGCAGCUUGUGGGAGGAGACAGAGAGGCAGCAAGGCUAUAAAGAGUCAGCUUCAGAGUUCAGCCAGCACACCUCAGCUGAACAGCUCCAUCACACACAAAGCCAGGACACCUACCUACGAAUACAAGGAACCAUGGUGAAGCGUGUUGCAGUUAUUCUCGCAGGCUGUGGAGUCUACGACGGCACAGAGAUCCACGAGGCCUCCGCUGUCCUCGUCCAUCUGAGCCGGGCUGAAGCAAAAGUGCAGAUGUUUGCUCUGAAUGCAGAUCAGAUGCAUGUUGUAAAUCACUGUGAGGGGAAACCUACAGAGGAGAAAAGAAACAUCCUUCAGGAAAGUGCCCGCAUCGCCAGGGGUGACGUGACCGAUCUGGCCAAGUUAGAUGUUUCCAAAUUUGAUGCCGCCAUCAUCCCAGGGGGCUUUGGUGUGGCUAAGAACCUGAGUGACUGGGCAGUGAAGAAUAAGGACUGCACCAUCCAGCCACAUCUAGAGAAGCUCAUCAAGGCUUUCCACAAAGCCGGAAAGCCGUUGGGCAUGUGCUGCAUCUCCCCCAUCCUCGCUGCCAAAAUCCUGCCUGGCUGUGAGCUCACUGUGGGACAGGACAAAGAGUGUGAAAAGUGGCCGUAUGCUCAGACAGCAGGUGCCAUGAAGGAGAUGGGCUGCAAACAUGUUAACACGGAUGUGGAGAACGCACACGUUGAUGUCAAAAAUAAGCUGGUAACCACCUGCGCAUUCAUGUGCAAUGCUCCCUUUCAUAAAGUUUUUGAUGGAAUAGGAGUCAUGGUUAAAGAGACACUGAAACUGGCUUAAAAAGUCUGCAAUUACAAAGUGGAUGCUUGUAUGUAUUUAAUAACCAAAUGUCUGUCAUUUUCUAAACAAACAUGGUGUUUAAUAUCAAGUUAUAGCACUUAUCUCUGAGCAUUCGUCUGAUGGUAUAUCUUCAAUGUGCUGUUUUAAGAUUUUCAAUAAAAUGACUACAAAUUACAA
Molecule: messenger RNA, 1011 nt
Organism: Siniperca chuatsi (mandarin fish)
Lineage: Eukaryota; Metazoa; Chordata; Actinopteri; Centrarchiformes; Sinipercidae
Exons: 5
Coding region: 160-834 (224 amino acids)
Source: RefSeq, a predicted model, not a curated record